Messenger RNA from Prosopis cineraria, 629 nucleotides. RefSeq names its product zinc finger CCCH domain-containing protein 5-like. The transcript is spliced from 3 exons. Bases 30 to 437 code for a protein of 135 amino acids. The record is from RefSeq and is a predicted model, not a curated record. NCBI's taxonomy places the organism in Eukaryota, Viridiplantae, Streptophyta, Magnoliopsida, Fabales, Fabaceae.
AUAAGGUGUGAAUUUGUAAAUGUGACUAGAUGGAAGGUUGCAAUAUGUGGGGAGUAUAUGAAGUCAGGGUUCAAGACUUGUUCUCACGGAUCAGCUUGCAAUUUUAUCCCUGUUUUCGUAAUCCUGGAGGAGAUUAUGCAUGGGCUGACUCUGACAAACCCCCCCCAAAGUAUUGGGUGAAAAAGAUGGCAGCUUUAUUUGGUUAUUCUGAUGAACAUGAGAAAUUGAUGGAGCAAGAUGCUUUGAGUGCACUGAAGAACUCAAGCAAGAAACAAAAAGCAGAUUCAGAUAGGUACCGUUCAAGAAGAUCAAGGGAGAUUGGUGAGUUCAAUAACAGUGGUUCAGGUAGAAGAAGAAAACAUAGGAACGAACGAAAUCAGAGCAGAACUCCCAAUGAGGAAAUAUAUGAACAAAAUAUCAACUUGAAACUACCAUAACGGGAAAGGUGGAACUUCUGAUUCUGACUCUGAUAGAGAAUGGUCAGAUAAGGAAAAACGCCAUAAACACCAUAAACGCCAUAGAAGAAGCUCAGUUAAUAAACAAGGAUGAGGAGAGGAGCCAUGAAGGGUAUCAUGAUGUGAUGCACGGGGGACAGUAAAAACCAGCAUCAACACCAUAGAAAACGCUCA